This is a messenger RNA of Dictyostelium discoideum AX4, 2028 nucleotides long. RefSeq lists its product as hypothetical. Bases 1 to 2028 code for a protein of 675 amino acids. Gene Ontology annotation, molecular function: oxidoreductase activity. The transcript is spliced from 5 exons. The record is from RefSeq and is a predicted model, not a curated record. Lineage: Eukaryota; Evosea; Eumycetozoa; Dictyosteliales; Dictyosteliaceae.
AUGUAUCGUUUUAUUAAAACUAUUACUUUAAUAAUAAUAAUAAUAUUUUUAUUUUCUAUUAACCUUAUAAAAAGUGAUCAAAAAGAAAAACCAAAAUCUUUUAAAUCAAUUUAUUCAAGUUAUUUAUUAAAUAAUAAUAAUAAUAAUAGUAAUAAUGAAAAUUUAAUUAAACAAACAAAAAUUAAAAGUUCAAUUAAAGAAUUAUCAGUUGGUAUAAUUGGAGCAGGCAUUUGUGGAUUAUAUUCAGCAAUGAUUUUACAAGAUUUGGGUAUAAAUUAUAAGAUAUUAGAAAUUAGUAAAGAAAGAAUCGGUGGUAGAAUUUAUUCACAUAGAUUCUCUGAUCAAGUCAAUGAUUAUUCUGAACUUGGUGCAAUGAGAAUACCAAUUAUUCCAAUAAUGGAUAGACUAGUUUCAAAUGAAAGUUGGUCAUUAUUUUCUAAACUUUUAAAAUCAGGUCACCCAAUUAAAACUUAUCCAUUCAUAUUAUCAUCAAAUAAUACUAUAACUUAUUUUAAUGGUAAAAGAGUUUAUUCAAUUUUACCAUCAUCAACCAAUAAUGAAACUAAAAAUCCAAUGUCUGGUGAUCCAUUUGAUUUUAGUGAUUCAAAAAAUGGUGGUAAAGGUGGUGGUAUACCAGAUGAGUAUGCUCAAAAACCAUAUGGAGAUUUAACAAAAUCUUUAAUAACACCAUUUAUUAAAAAUUUAACAAUUGAUUUUGAUAAUGCUUUUAAAAGUAUUUUAGAAAUUGAUAAUUAUUCAACUAGAGAAUAUUUAAAAAAGUUUGCUAAUUUACCAAAUUCUGUUGUAUGUAUAUACAUUAAUUAUCUUGAAACAUUAUCAGGUAAUACAGGUCAAUAUGAAAAUUCAUAUGUUGAAUCAAUAUUAUCAACAUUUGAUUUUAGUGGUAAAGAUUGGAUUGGUAUUGAAGGUGGUACUGAUAAUUUAAUUAAAUCAAUUUCUAAAAUUUUAAAGAAUAAAAUAGAAAUGGGACAAGAGGUUAUAAAAAUUUCAAAAUCAUUAGAUCAUAAUGGUGAUAUUAAUGGUUUAAUUGUUGAUGUUUUAAAUGAUCAUUCACCAACACCAUCACCAUCAUCAUCAUCCUCCUCAACAACAUCAACAAUAAAUAAAAAUCAAUUUAAUUUUAAACAUGUUAUUUCAACAACAACAUUAUCAGCAUUACAAAGAAUUGAUACAAGUGAUUUAAAUUUAUCAUUAAAACAAAGAUUAGGUAUUCGUUCACUUCAUUAUAGUGUUGCAAUAAAAGUUGCAAUUAAAUUUAAAUAUCGUUGGUGGGAAGAUUUUCAAUUUAUGAAUGGUAAACCAAUUAAAGGUGGUAGAUCUUCAACUGAUCUUCCAAUUAGAUCUAUAGUUUAUCCUUCUUAUGGAAUUGGUAAAAAUUCAACUGGUGUUUUAAUUGCAAGUUAUGUUGGUGGUCAAGAUGCACUUAGACUUGGUAGUUUAGUUGGUUCAGUUGAAAAAGAAAAAAGAUUAAUAAGAAUAUGUUUAGAAAAUCUUGCUGAAAUUCAUGAUGUUGAUGUAAAUAUCUUAAGAAAAUUAUAUAAAACACAUAAAUGUAUGCAUUGGUCAAAUGAUGAAAAUGUAACUAUAAAUUUAUCUUUUUAUGCAUCAGGAGCAUAUGGAUUAUAUUGGCCAUCACAAUUUUUAGAAUUUUAUCCAAGUUUAACUAAACCAUCAACAGAUGGUAGAUUUCAUAUCUCAGGUGAAUCAACUAGUAUUCAUCAUGCUUGGAUUAUUGGUGCUCUCAAUAGUGCAUAUAGAUCAGUUGAUAGAAUUUUAAGACAAGAAAACCUCUUACAAUUAAGAUCAAAAUUAAUUGAAAAUUGGGGAACAAUUGAAAAAGUUGAAGAUCCUUCAUUACCUUUAAAUUGGUUUGAAAAUGAUAAUUUCAAUCGUAAUUUAUUUAAAAAUAAUAGUAAUAUUAAUAAUAAUAAUAAUAAUAAUAAUAAUAAUAAUAAUAAUAAUAAUAAUAAUAAUGAAAAUUAUAUAUUUAGUGAUUUUAAACAUUAA